AUGGCUACCACCGCCCCCGCUGAGGGCACUCGCCCGACCGACUAUGAUCUGAUGCCCCGGAUCAUCCCCUACCUCGACCGGCACCUGGUUUUCCCCUUGCUUAUGUUCCGCAGUGAGGAGGAUAAUGAAUACAUUCGGCUCGCCUACGAACUCUUGAAGCCCACCAACAUCGUCGGCUUCAGCGAACAACUAUGGGGAAUGUUCAACGAUACCGAGGCUCCCGCCGAGUUGAAGAAGAAAGAGGCCGAUAUCGCGGCGGAGAAGGAGCGUCUGGAGGCCAAGACUGAGAAGAUGAACGCAGUCUUCGCCGACGAGGAGGUUCUGAACAGCAUGCGCAGCGACAAGGCUGCCAACUUCCGCUUCCUCGAGGAGAACUACGGCGUCACAAACGAGAUGGUCAACGACCUCUACGACUACGGCCGAUUCCUGUACAGCACUGGCGACUAUGGCAACGCCGCCAUCACCCUUUUCCAGUUCCGUUUCCUGUCCACCGAUAACGAGAAGCUCGCCUCCGCUACCUGGGGUCACUUGGCUUGCGAAAUCUUGAACGGCCGCAACCGUGAGAACCCCGCUUGGGAGCAGUCCUUCGAGGCUGCCCUCGGUGAGGUCCCCAAGGUCAAGGACUCAAUCGAGACCCGCCUGUUCAGCAACCCUCUUGGCCAGCUCCACAGCCGCACAUGGCUCAUCCACUGGUGCUUGUUCCUUCUCUUCGACCACGACUCCGCCCGCGACACUAUCACCGACCUCUUCUUCUCCCCCGCCUUCAUCAACACCAUCCAGACCAGCUGCCCCCGGGUUCUGCGCUACCUCGCCGCUGCCGUUGUCACGAACCGCAACCGCCCCCACAAGCACAGCGGUGUUUACCCCAAGCAAUUGAAGGACCUUGUUCGCGUUGUGCGCCAGGAGGGUUACGAAUACAGUGACCCCAUCACCGACUUUGUGAAGGCUCUUCACAUCGACUUUGACUUUGAGGAGGCCCAGAAGAAGCUGGGUGAGGCUGAGGCCGUCCUGCGUGACGACUUCUUCCUGCACGGUCAGGCCGAUGCCUUCAUUGAGGCCGCCCGUCACCUCAUCUCCGAGAGCUACUGCAAGAUCCACCAGCGGAUCGAUAUCAAGGACCUCUCUACUCGUCUCGGUUUGAGCGAGGACGAGGGUGAGAAGUGGAUCGUCAACUUGAUUCGCAACACCCGCGUCGAUGCCAAGAUCGACUACAAAGCCGGCACUGUCAUCAUGAACCACCCUCCCUCGUCGGUGUACCAGCAAGUCAUUGAGAAGACCAAGGGUGCUUUCUUCCGCACACAAGUCUUGAGUUCGGCUGUCGCAAAAUAA
Messenger RNA from Penicillium maclennaniae, 1329 nucleotides. RefSeq names its product eukaryotic translation initiation factor 3 subunit E. Gene Ontology annotation, cellular component: nucleus; eukaryotic translation initiation factor 3 complex; cytoplasm. Gene Ontology annotation, biological process: translational initiation. Lineage: Eukaryota; Fungi; Ascomycota; Eurotiomycetes; Eurotiales; Aspergillaceae. The record is from RefSeq and is a predicted model, not a curated record. The transcript has 3 exons. Bases 1 to 1329 code for a protein of 442 amino acids. Gene Ontology annotation, molecular function: translation initiation factor activity.